This is a messenger RNA of Cottoperca gobio, 1486 nucleotides long. RefSeq names its product guanylyl cyclase inhibitory protein. The record is from RefSeq and is a predicted model, not a curated record. Gene Ontology annotation, molecular function: calcium ion binding. Lineage: Eukaryota; Metazoa; Chordata; Actinopteri; Perciformes; Bovichtidae.
AUGUAUGAACACACCACUUUGAAGUUUAUUAAGGAAUCUCCAAGGGAUUUCAGGGAGUACCUCAUGGCCAUCGGCAUGCUUAUUGAAGGUUCGGCUGUGGAGAAGCUUUAGUGGUCAUUUAAACUCUAUGAUAGAGACGGAGCCAUUACAAGAGAAGAAAUACUGGAGAUUAUUCAGGCUGUGUAUAAGGUAAGUGUAGCUUCAGCUUUAACCAAACCCAACCCACUGACAGCUGAAGAAUGUACCAACAGGAUAUUUAUGCGAUUAGAUGAAAACAAUAACGUCAUCAUUAGUCUGGAGGAGUUCAUGGAGGGAGCGCUGGAUGAUGAUUGGAUGAAGGGGAUGCUGGAAUGUGACCCAAGCACUGUGAAAGUGGAGCAGCCCCUGGGGAAGGACACACUUUUUGGGACCCAUGGUUGACCUGAAGUGGGGUAUUCUAUUCACUGGGAGCAGAGAAAUUAACCAGUGGAUGUUUGGACUGAAAUGUCCAGGAAUCGUUGCAGCAACACAGCUCACAUUCCCUGUGACAAAUGAUAACACAGUAACUUAGAGGUAGAGUUGGGGAGCACUAGAAUAUUUAAAUAUUGUUAUAUUAAAUUGACACAAUAUAAAAAGCAUUAAUUUCUGCCUUGUUUUAUUUACUUAUUUUUUACUGUGUUUUUGAAUCGAUGAUUUGUUUUGUUCUUUUUUUUGUUUUUUAUUUGCUGCAUCAUUUGUUGUAGUUUGUAAUUGUAGUAGUCAAUUAUCUGUGUUUAAUUGCAUCUCCCUAAAUAAUAUAUCAUGGCUAUCAUGAGAUAAUGAAAUUGUAGUUAAUUGUAAUGUUUACUGCGGCUCUCAGUUUACCUUGAUUGCCCAGGUCCCUCUAACAUCUGCCCUGCAUACAUGUUGUAGUGCAUUUGUGCAGUAUUUCCAUUUUGUGUCACUUAUUUCUUUCACUCCACUCCAUUUUAGAUGGAAAUAUUACUUUUACUCCACUACAUUUAUAGAUAGCUAUAGUUACUAAUUACUUAUCAGACUAAGAAUGUAUCAACAAAAAACAUCACCAGAUUUAAAAAAUGAUGCAUUGUUCUUAAAAUAAACUACCAAGUUGUUAAAACUAGCUCCACCUUGAUCAGCAACAACAUUAAUUAAGAAUAAUCAGUAACAAUAUUUCAAUAAUAUAACAUGUACCAUAACAUUAUUCAAAGGCUCAUUCUGCAUAUUACGUACAUUUAGCUGUUAAUGCUUUUCCGUGUUCCGUACUUUUAUUUAAAUAAAACGUUGAACUUGUAUCGGACUGUAUUUGCACAUGAGUAGUCCUACGGCUACUUUGUAAGGAUGUAGGAUAUACUUCUUCCACCAGUGACACUUAUAGACCACUUGAUGUCGCCUGUGCUGUUUUAAAAACUGACACACGUCACCUUCCAGACUUUGAGGAAUUUGCUGCAUUCAUACUUCAGCAAAAACAUGGAAAGUUUCCCACCUCAUUGAGCUCAACACAUUUAGG